Uranotaenia lowii is the source of this 2341-nucleotide messenger RNA. RefSeq names its product SWI/SNF-related matrix-associated actin-dependent regulator of chromatin subfamily A-like protein 1. Gene Ontology annotation, cellular component: nuclear replication fork. Gene Ontology annotation, molecular function: ATP-dependent chromatin remodeler activity; ATP binding. Gene Ontology annotation, biological process: DNA repair; replication fork processing. The record is from RefSeq and is a predicted model, not a curated record. The transcript is spliced from 5 exons. The coding region runs from base 131 to 2290 and encodes 719 amino acids. Lineage: Eukaryota; Metazoa; Arthropoda; Insecta; Diptera; Culicidae.
UAUGUGACAUUUUUCGCGCCACCAGAAUCAGAUGUUUUGUUCUGAAGGUUUUGAAUAUCACGGUCUAUUAUUUUGUAUCAAGUUUCUGUUCGAAAAAUUGAGUUUUAAGUGAAUAAGUUUGUUGUUGCCAAUGUCCUGCACGGCAGAAGAAAUUGCAGAAAAGCGCCGAAUCGCAAUAGAAAGGCUUAAUGCUCGGAAAAAUGCUUUAAACAACAACAACAACAGCAGCAGCACAAACAAACCCACCUUCAGCCUUCCCCCGAAACAGCAAGCUGCUGUCGUUCAUAGUACCGCAUCCUUCUAUGGGAACAGCAGCAAAGCCCCCGAUACACAGCAGAAACCAAAUUUCAAACAAAUCGUCACCAAUGGGACGACGGUUCCAAAAAUUAAAUCCACCUUUCAUCAAGCUCGUACGCAAGCGGCCCCUUAUCAGUACAAUGGUAAGAGCCAACAACAACAGGGAACACCGGGGAAACUGGCCCCGGUUUUCGUGAAAACCGUUUCCUGUACCUGUGAAUUAAUUUCGGAAACGCGCUUUGUUGUCACCCCAAAUGGCUUUAGCGAAAAGAUCAUUGAGGUCUUCAAAUCCAUUCCCUCCAAACAGUACGAUCCAACUAGCAAACUCUGGACAUUCAGCAUAAAAGAUUACACGCUGGUACAGGAAAGAAUUAAUAGCCUGAAACCAAACGCCACAAUCGGUCCGAUCCCCUCGUUUGUAUUGAACCUGUUCAAUGGAAAUCCUCGACCGCGACCGAGUCGAGCUCCGCUAGAUUGCAUCGAACCGACUCUGGUAGAAAGUCUGCUAGAGUUUCAGAAAGAAGGUGUCUGCUUUGCGAUAGACAAAGGAGGGCAUGCUCUGAUAGCUGACGAAAUGGGUCUGGGUAAGACCUACCAAGCCAUUGCAGUGGCGGAUUUCUACAAAGAAAACUGGCCGCUUCUCGUUUGCACUACAGCGACUACCCGAGACACUUGGGCUGCCAAAAUUCGACAGUUGCUUAAAUACGUGCCAGUGCACAAUAUUGUGACCUUACAGAGUGGGCAAGAUUACAUUGGUGAUGCUAGGAUUCUUAUUACCAGCUAUUCGUUGAUGGAAAAGUGUGCCAAAAAACUUUUAGAACAUGGAUUCGGCUUCGUCAUUUUGGACGAAUCGCAUACAUUGAAAAACUUCAAAGCGAAAUGUACAAACGUGGCGCUCGAUAUAGCAGAAAAAGCCAAACGUGUCAUACUUCUAUCCGGAACACCGGCACUGUCCAGGCCGGCCGAACUGUUUACGCAACUACAAAUGCUGGACAAACAAUUUUUCCACUUCAAAGAGUACAGCACCAGAUAUUGUGCCGGAAAACAGACCAAUUUCGGUUGGGAUUCAACUGGUCAGUCAAAUCUGAACGAGCUUAAUCUGCUGCUGGCCGCAAAGUUUAUGAUUCGGCGCACCAAACAGGACGUUCUCAGUCAACUGGCGGAAAAAAGCCGGGAAACGGUUGUACUCGAUUCGUCCCUUCUGAAUAUGAACCCGGAAACCGAAGAAAAUCUCAGCACUUAUGCGGCGGAUUAUUCGCGAAGCAAAGGUUUGGCCCGGGAGGAAAUCCUGUUUAAGUACUACAACGUUACGGCUGAGGCAAAGGCACCCGCUGUUUGCGCCUACGUGAGUCAAAUUCUGAAGGAGGGUCAAAAGUUUCUGAUAUUUGCUCAUCACAUUAAAAUGUUGGAUUCGAUUUGUCAACAGCUGAGAAAGAAAAAGGUCGAUCACAUUCGGAUAGACGGAACCACUCGGUCGGAUCAUCGAACGCAAUAUGUGGAUCGAUUUCAAACGACAGAUUCGUGUCGCGCUGCAGUGCUAUCUCUGAAAGCUUGUAAUGCAGGAAUAACCCUGACCGCAGCACAGUUAGUAGUUUUCGCUGAGUUGGACUGGAAUCCUAGUACUCUUGCUCAGGCGGAAAGCCGUGCACAUCGUAUCGGCCAGGAAGGUGCCGUCAUCGUUCGUUAUUUGCUGGCCAAGGGCACAGCCGACGAUGUUAUCUGGACCAUGUUGCAAAAGAAACAGAAUAUCCUAAACAAGGCCGGACUUUGUAAUGAGAACUUUUCCGAUUCAACCUGCGUGGAUGCGCCAUGCUCGGCGGGAAAUAUCGAGCCAUACUUGACGAAACAACCGAGCAGCGGAACUCUGGACAGUUUUGUACUGAACGUUGCUGUGACCGAGAAGAAAGCGGAAAAAACAACCGAAGAGACUGAUUCUUUCCAAAACAUGUUGGACGAUGGAGAAGACGACGAUCUGGCGGGGUUAAACUUUUGAACUAGUAAGUGUUGUUAUUUUUUGAAUUUAUUUCUUUAAAAAAAGUAAUAA